Messenger RNA from Ochotona curzoniae (black-lipped pika), 3107 nucleotides. It is a transcript of the gene PUS7, whose product is annotated as pseudouridine synthase 7. Gene Ontology annotation, biological process: pseudouridine synthesis. The record is from RefSeq and is a predicted model, not a curated record. Gene Ontology annotation, molecular function: RNA binding; pseudouridine synthase activity. The transcript is spliced from 16 exons. The coding region runs from base 178 to 2163 and encodes 661 amino acids. Gene Ontology annotation, cellular component: nucleus. Lineage: Eukaryota; Metazoa; Chordata; Mammalia; Lagomorpha; Ochotonidae.
ACUAGUUUUAGGUUCCACCAAAAGUGAAUGCCCUCAUCAGAAGGAAUUCCUUAAUUUUAGGAUCCUGUCUGCAGAGUUGUUUGUGCUGCUGCUUUGUCAGUGAUUGUUACUUCUGACCCCACCCCCCUUUUCUUCAAAGGUUUCCUUAAAUGCUCUUUUGGAGCCUUAAAGUUGGAUAUGACCGAAAUGAGUGGCGUGUCGCUGAAACGCAGCUGUGUGGUUGUCGAAGAUGACGGCGCCCCAGCUGAGGAGGCCAAAAAGCAGCGAGUCUCGGAGUGCAGCCUGCCUGCAGGUACAGCUGAGCCGGAGAGUGAAAGUCUCCUCGGCACCGGAAACGCACCCGGACCCCUGGAAGCCGUAAAUGCUGGGUCGGGGAACGACAACUCUGCCACCCAGUUGGAAGAAGAGGAAGAGGAAGAUGGUCUUUCCGAGGAGGAGGAGGAGGAGGAGGAGGAGAGCUUUGCAGACAUGAUGAAACAUGGCCUCACUGAGCUUGAUGUAGGCAUUACCAAGUUUGUAAGUUCUCAUCAAGGAUUCUCAGGAAUUUUAAAAGAAAGAUACUCCGACUUUGUUGUGCACGAGAUCGGAAAAGAUGGGCGGAUCAGCCAUUUGGAUGACUUGUCAGUCCCAGCGGAUGAGGAGGAUCCUUCGGAAGAUGUAUGUACUGUUUUGACAGCUGAAGAAAAGCAGCAAUUGGAAGAGCUCCAGCUUUUUAAAAAUAAGGAAGCCAGUGUUGCCAUUGAGGUUAUUGAGGAUACCAAGGAGAAGAGAACCAUCAUCCACCAAACUAUUAAAUCUCUAUUUCCAGGAUUAGAGACCAAAACAGAGGACAGAGAGGGGAAGAAGUACAUUGUGGCUUACCACGCAGCUGGGAAAAAGGCCUUGGCAAAGGUCAGAACUGCAGCAGAUCCAAGGAAACAUUCUUGGCCAAAGUCGAGGGGAAGUUACUGCCACUUUGUGCUCUACAAGGAAAACAAAGACACUAUGGAUGCUAUUAACGUGUUGUCCAAGUAUCUAAGAGUCAAGCCGAACAUAUUUUCCUACAUGGGAACCAAAGACAAAAGGGCUAUCACCGUUCAGGAGAUUGCUGUUCUCAAAAUCACUGCACAAAGACUUGCACACCUGAAUAAGUGCUUGAUGAACUUUAAGUUGGGGAACUUCAGCUAUCAGAAAAACCCACUAAAACUGGGAGAGCUUCAAGGGAAUCACUUCACUGUUGUUCUCAGAAAUAUAACAGGAACUGACGAGCAAGUACAGCACGCCAUGAACUCUCUCAAGGAGAUUGGAUUUAUCAACUACUAUGGAAUGCAGAGAUUUGGAACCACAGCCGUCCCCACGUAUCAAGUCGGAAGAGCUAUACUGCAAAAUUCCUGGACAGAAGUCAUGGAUUUAAUAUUGAAACCUCGUUCGGGAGCUGAAAAAGGAUACUUGGUGAAAUGCAGGGAAGAGUGGGCAAAGACCCGUGACCCAGCUGCUGCCCUCAGAAAGCUGCCAGUGAAAAGGUGUGUGGAGGGGCAGCUGCUUCGAGGACUUUCAAAAUACGGAAUGAAGAAUAUAGUUUCUGCGUUUGGCAUAAUACCAAGAAACAAUCGCUUAAUGUAUAUUCAUAGCUAUCAGAGCUAUGUGUGGAAUAACAUGGUGAGCAAGAGGAUAGAAGACUACGGGCUGAAACCUGUUCCAGGGGACCUUGUUCUCAAAGGAGCCACAGCCACCUACAUUGAGGAAGACGAUGUUCACAAUUACUCUAUCCACGAUGUGGUGAUGCCCUUGCCUGGCUUUGAUGUUAUCUACCCGAAGCACGAGAUCAGAGACGCCUACAGGGAGAUGCUCACAGCAGACAAUCUUGACAUUGACAAUAUGAGACACAAAAUACGGGAUUAUUCCUUAUCAGGUGCCUAUCGAAAGAUCAUCAUUCGUCCUCAGAAUGUCAGCUGGGAGGUUGUUACAUAUGAUGAUCCUAAAAUCCCGCUUUUCAACACGGACGUGGACAACCUAGAAGGGAAACCGCCACCCGUGUUUGCUUCUGAAGGCAAAUACAGGGCUCUGAAAAUGGAAUUUUCUCUUCCUCCAUCUACUUAUGCCACCAUGGCCAUCCGAGAAGUGCUCAAGAUGGAUACCAGCAUCAAGAACCAGACCCAGCUGAACACAGCCUGGUUCCGCUGAGUGUGACCUGCUCCGUACAGAGUGUGCACUGCCUGGCUUCCUGUUCCUUUUCCCUUAAUGCUGACCUGAAACAGACUUUGAACCUUUGUGCUAAAGGUUGUUUUUUAAAUAUCUUUAUUGGUUUGAAGAAAUAAUUUGCAGCGUUUUUGUGUAUAAACAUAUCUUGACGAUCCUAAUUUUAGCUCAGAGGAUAUAAAUUGUUCAGAAUAUAUUUCAGGUGCUUAAGUCAUAGCAAAAUAUCAGUUUUAGUGGCUUUCGAAGUUAACAGAGGAGUUUGAUUUAAAAUAGCAAUUUUUGGUUUUGCUGCUACGCCCUCAACGGAGAACUGUUAUUUUUAACACAUGCCACCUAGCGUACCAUAUGUUUGAAGGGCAAAUCAGAAGCAGAUCUUGACUAUGGCUGAAUAGAUUGAGAGCCCCCAUCUGUGAAUGUGAACACAGCACUUGCGUGGUUUCAGUGAUAAUGAAGCAUCUAGUGUUGUACCCACACGAAUGACUGUCGCCAUUCAGCUGAUGUAGCUGAUUCAAGAGCGGGUCCGUGCAUUGCUGAGUUGUUGUGGCUUCUGCGUUUAGCUGAUCAACACCUGAUGCCAGAGUUGCAUCGAUGGGACCUUUUUCUUGAUGGAAGCCCGUGUGGCUCAUUUAAUGAGUUAAGGCCUAAUUCUUAACUCUUGGUGCCUUCUCUGUCCAGAACUCUUCGCACAGGGUCAGACUUUGCUCAGAAACAAUGGGGGAGAAGAAAACUUGGAAAAUUUACAAGGGCUGCUUCUGCGAAAAGCAUUCACCCUCUCUCACCAGUGGCUUAGAUAUUUCCUUUACUGGCUGCACAUAAAACUCUUCUCUGGGGUGUGAAAGGAGAAACAGGCCUUUCCAAAGUUAUGUAACAUAAUGACCAAUUUUUAUUUUUUAUUGUUUCUAAACUCAAAUGUAAUAAAUAUUUUUAAA